This is a messenger RNA of Phyllopteryx taeniolatus (common seadragon), 1486 nucleotides long. RefSeq names its product ubiquitin-conjugating enzyme E2 D2-like. Gene Ontology annotation, cellular component: nucleus. The transcript is spliced from 7 exons. Gene Ontology annotation, biological process: ubiquitin-dependent protein catabolic process; protein polyubiquitination. The record is from RefSeq and is a predicted model, not a curated record. Bases 329 to 685 code for a protein of 118 amino acids. Lineage: Eukaryota; Metazoa; Chordata; Actinopteri; Syngnathiformes; Syngnathidae. Gene Ontology annotation, molecular function: ubiquitin conjugating enzyme activity.
UGAAAAGAAUACAUAAGAUCUAUGCGGGGAGACGUCAAGUAGACCUUUAUUGCAGAACUUGAGCGACGCUGUCACCGGAGCCACGCGUUUCCUGGAGCGACGAAUGUACGCCUGGAGUUGAAAACAAAUUAGCGUAGGAUGUGUUUUGUCCACGACUAAUCGUAGUCAUUCGACACGCAGCGUCAAUCAUGAAAUCAAAGUAGAACGCUAUAAUGGAACGAAUCAACUGAAUGAUGGACGGCAGUGUUGCUGGUUUGUUGAGCAGGAGCUGCAGGACCUGCAGAGAGACCCUCCAGCACAGUGUUCUGCUGGACCUGUGAGCGACGACAUGUUUCAUUGGCAGGCGACAAUAAUGGGUCCGGGUGACAGUCCUUACCAAGGAGGAGUUUUCUUCCUCACAAUCCUCUUCCCCGCCGACUACCCCUUCAAGCCUCCAAAGGUAGCGUUUACAACAAAGAUUUAUCACCCAAAUAUCAACAGCAACGGGAGUAUUUGUUUGGACAUUCUACGGUCGCAGUGGUCUCCCGCACUAACCGUGUCGAAAGUGCUAUUGUCCAUAUGUUCUUUGCUGUGUGAUCCGAACCCGGAUGACCCUUUAGUUCCGGAUAUAGCACAGAUCUACAAGAAUGACAAAGAAAAAUACAACAAACUAGCAAAAGAAUGGACCCAAAAGUAUGCCAUGUAAUGGAAACAAAGUUGCAUUUUGAAUGUUUGUGUUUUGUUCCCCCCCAAGUCACAGAACACUGUAAAAUAUAGGAAGGGAUUGAAUAACCUCCACUCAAAAGUAGUCUGAAUGACAAUCUCACACCAUGAGGCUCAUAUAGCUGAAAAUAAAGCAGCAUGUUUCAGCGUGCUUUUUAUUCAUUUUAAAAUUUGAAUUUUUGAUUUUUUUUUAAAUUCUCCUUCAAGGCCAGUUAUUAGAAACUGGUCUGUAGCAUAUAUAUAUAUAUAUAUAUAUUUUUUUUUUUUUUUGUUAAAGUCAAACUGUGUAAGCUGCCAUUUAGCCAAAAGGAUGAAUACCAGAUACUCCUUCCCUGACUUACUGUGUCCAUAAAUCAAAAUGGACACUUUUUUUUUUUUAAAUCGCUUUAACAUAACUUGAGCUUAAGUUUUUUUUUUUUAGUUCCUGUAUGCAAUUACACUGAAUGAAGCCAGUUUAGGAAUCAAUUAUCUCAGUGUUUUCUCACUUGUUGUUCUUGUAUAGUAUUUAAAAAAAAGAAAAAUCCUCCUAUGUCAGCAAAAUUGGCAUAAUCGAUGUGUAAAUCUGCCAUUUAAAACAAGUGACUUUUAGCCCGUGAGAAUUGCUGAGGGGUUUUUUUUGUUGUUGAAUCCAACAGGACUGAAGAUCCGAUUUUUCCUUCAGUCUGAAGGGGACGUUUAAUUUGAUUUAUCCAAGCUACAUAAAGGAUGAAACUCCUUUGUUUGUCUAUCAUCUCACUUGUCUUUGGCAAAUUUUGUAUUAAAAAUAAAUAUAGUCCAGUUUGUA